UUAAAUAGUUGAAUUUUAAUAGUAAUCAGCUGUUCGUAAUAAAUACGUAAAUACAUAUAUGUUAAUGAUAAUUGGUUUGUUGUGCUGUAAGAAUUUAUUAUGACGUUCAAAUGGUAAUAAUUUCCGAAUAUUCUAACAAAUUUAUUAACAAUGGAAAAUCUUAUUACGAAAAGUAUGCUUCAUGCUGGAAAGAUAUUUACCACAUAUACGCCUGGAACGAAAGUGAUCUUUCAUUUUAAAACUACGAAAUGUGAUUAUUCAAAGACUGUUAUCGAUGAUAGUAAAAUAAUAGGGAAACCAAUGGAAUUAGUAAUAGGUAAACAAUUCAAACUUGAAGUUUGGGAAGUUAUAGUUCAAAAAAUGGCUAUAAAUGAAGUUGCAUUAUACACAGUUGAUAAAAGUCUAGUUAGUGCAUAUCCAUUUGUAUCUAAAACUCUUAGAGAGGCUGGUAAACCUGCGAGUGAAAAACGUAAUCGCCACUGCUGCGGUGUAACGUUGCAGAACGAGGGUGUGGGAUAUGAUGAUUUAAACGAUCUUAUUAAAAACCCUCAAGAUUUAGAAUUUACGAUAGAAUUAUUGCGAGUUAUACAUCCACACGAAUAUGAUAAAGAGUCGUGGCAAAUGACCGAAGAUGAAAAACUGAAAAAUAUUCCAAUUUUAAGAGAGAAAGGAAAUGUUAAGUUUAGAGAAAAGGAUUAUGAAUCCGCGGCCAAUACUUAUGCACAAGCAAUUGGAAUAUUGGAGCAGCUUAUGCUUGCAGAAAAGCCAAAUGACAUUGAAUGGUUAAAUUUAAAUUCCAUGAAAUUGCCUCUGCUUUUAAAUUAUGCACAAUGUAAGUUACUGAAUAAAGAAUAUUAUGCCGUGAUAGAACAUUGUACUACCGUACUUAAAAGCGAUCCUGAUAAUGUCAAAGCUCUUUUUAGAAGAGGUAAAGCUCACAUUGGAGCUUGGAAUGAGAACGAAGCAAUUGCAGAUUUAAACAAAGCAACCGAGCUUGAUAAAUCUUUACAAUCUACGGUUAACAAAGAAUUACAAUUAUUUGCUUUGGCUAUUAAGAAUAGAAACAAAAUACAGUCAAAAAAGCUUGCAAAUCUGUUUACAAACUAAAUGUCUUGU
This is a messenger RNA of Ceratosolen solmsi marchali, 1116 nucleotides long. RefSeq names its product AH receptor-interacting protein. The coding region runs from base 151 to 1107 and encodes 318 amino acids. Gene Ontology annotation, molecular function: peptidyl-prolyl cis-trans isomerase activity; protein binding. The transcript has 6 exons. Lineage: Eukaryota; Metazoa; Arthropoda; Insecta; Hymenoptera; Agaonidae. The record is from RefSeq and is a predicted model, not a curated record.